AUGUCGCUUAUGUAGCAACAGUUCGGAUUCGCGCUCGAGUAGAACGGACGUACGCAGCUCUGUCGUCGCACAGAAACUGCGAUACGAAACAAGUUUGACAUUCUUUACUUCUUCGAAUCUUUAAUCGCAGUAAAGCAUCACGAUGAACUUGAGUGAACAAUUGAGAAAAACAUUAUUUUCGACAGUUUGGAAACAUUAAGAACAUUUUGUUGUGUAAUUUUGUGGAUUACCUUUUAUCUACUUGAUCUCAAAUAAACAAUAUAGUCCGCGUAGGUGUAACAAAUUGCAAGUGUAAUACUUAAUUAUUUUUGAACAAAGGACAAGGGCAGUUGAAGACUCUGGUUUAAAUAUCUUUUGUUUUUCUUGUUUAUGAGAACGUAAACUAGUAUCGUGUGAAAAAGAGACAAAAUGAGGGCCACGCGAGUAAGAGCGACAGGUGUGGCGGCUUUAGCGGUCUUCUUGGCAGUUAUAACAGGAUGUUCAUCGCAAAUCCUAAGGAUAUACCCGAUGCAGAAACAGCAGACAGUCGCUGUUGGCAAGUCCGUGGUGCUGACUUGCCAGGCUGAGACGCAGGACCCCGCACUUGUCACACAACCCCAGUGGAAAGACCCAAAAGGAUUUGUCAUCAAUGAAGCUGCGCCUGGCACCCGACCGGAGAUCUACACGGAAGCGAUGCCGGCUAAACAGUCGCAACUGCUCUACAUCUCGUCCAUCACUCAGGCCAUGGCAGGCAAUUACACUUGCGUUGCGACCUACACCAAUAUGCCGCUCAGCGCUAGCGUUGUCCUGGAUACUUUCGUUGCAAUCACCUGGGUAAAUGCAAAUGAAAAUCAAUUUGCAACCAAAGGCAAAGAUUUCAAAAUUAUGUGCGAAGUCACUGCCGAACCUGCACCAUCAGUCGAUUGGUUUAAAGAAGGAACCACUAUUGUUACAUCUGACAGGUAUGUGAUUCACGCUAACGGAUUGUUAAUUAAAAACGUCGAGGAAAGUGACGACGGUACAUACACUUGCCGUGCGGUUGUUAUACAAACCGGAGAACUCGCCGAAAGGAAUAUCAAAUUAGAGGUAUACACUGCUCCGGAAAUGGAAGAACGUGAACCAAGAGUCGAAAUAAAAGAAGGUGAAUCGGCAGCCAUUACAUGUAAGGCAAGGGGAAAACCUCCACCAACUUACAGUUGGAUAAAAGCAAACACACGAGAGAACCUGGCAACGACUUCUAGAUAUAGCGUAAACGAUAACACUGGUCUACUAACGAUCGACAGAGUCGAAGCGGGUGAUUACGGCAAAUACAUUUGUAGUGCUGUUAAUCAAGCAGGACAAAAUGAAACUGAAAUUGAAGUUGAAGUGUUGGUACCACCGAAAAUCUUUGAACUAUUCAAUACAACAGCAGCUGAAAAGACUGAUGGAAGAUUGGAGUGCAAGGCGACGGGUAGACCCGCGCCCCGAAUUAGUUUCCGCAAGCGUAGCAACAGUGAUCCAUUCUUAAAUGGACCUAAUGAGGAAGGACGGAUUAUUGUCGAGAGCAGUAGUCGACAAACUGGCGAUCAGAUGCAAUCCUCUGCGGUUAUUUCAAUCGCGAGAUUAAACAGAACUGACGAUGGCUUGUACGAAUGUAUUGCUGAAAAUGAAGGUGGAGAAGCAAGAAAGAAUGGUCAUCUGACUGUUCAGUUCAAACCAACAUUUGAGCACAUGUCAAACGUUCCAGUUUGGAGCUGGAAUAGCCAGCCAGUCAACAUUAGCUGCAUUGCAGAAAGUAUCCCCAAUGCUACCAUCAAGUGGAAGUUCCGUGAAUACGAUUUAAUUGAAUCCCCACAUGUCAAAAUUUAUGGCUCUGGACCUAUCAGUUACGUGACGGUCGUUCCAGUGGAUCGUAGUUUAUAUGGAGUAUACAAAUGCAUCGCAACUAACACACUCGGUGAAGCAGAACAUAUUAUGCAGUUGAGAGAAGCAUUCCCGCCUGGUCCAGUUUUACAGGUUAAACAAGACACAAUAACAGCCACAUCAGUAUCUUUUAACAUCGUUGGGCCAGCUGAAGACAUGGGACCACCUACAUUGGCGUUUACCACUCAGUAUAAGGAAAAUGGCAAUUUCGAUUGGAAUUUAGCCAUGAACAGGACAUGGUCCGUCAAUUCUCCUUAUAUUGUAGAGAAUUUAACGCCUAUGUUCACAUACGACUUUAGAUUUGCUGCUGUUAAUCAAGUAGGUGCAGGAUCGUGGGGUGCUCCCAUAACCGUUGUGAUGCCAAGAAGGUCCCCACCCGAACAACCGAAAUGGCGUGAAGCAAUCAGUUCGGAAUCAUUGAUACAUGGCAAAUUCGCUGACAGAUAUGAACUCCAAUGGAAAAUACCUGCUCAUAAUGGCGAACCGAUCGACAUGUACGAAGUUAACUAUUGCCCAGUAUUAAAAGUGAGCGGAGAAUGGCGAGUAGCCUCAGAAACACAAUGUAUGGUAGAAGAACUUAGAUCUUAUGAGGCGAUCAGUUACGAAGUUAGGGGACUGCAUCCCGAUACCCGCUAUAGAAUGCAAGUUCGCGCUCACAACGUGCUGGGUUACUCCCUGCCUGCCCAACUAUAUGUCCAGACUGCCCUCGGUGUGGAACGUUCUGGAUUUGCACCGCCGCAACUACUGUCAAGUGGAAUGAUUAUUGGAGUGGCGUUAGCUGGUGUGUUCAUCUGUCUGGUCAUUGUGGAUCUCUUGCUCUUCUGCUUUAGACGACAAGGAGUCAUUGCUACUAUUUGCGGCAAACGUGCCAAGAAGCACAAAGAGGAUGAAGCUAAGUUAGGAAGUCUGUACGGUUGGCGCUUCCCGCUCCCUUAUUGCAGUACGAAGCCGCGCGCGCCGCCCUCCCCCGCGCCCCUGCCGCCGCCCCUCAAGCUCGUACCGACACCGACAGACGAGAAGGAGCCACUAAAGGAUACGGGCGAUGAAUCAAUAAAGAGAAAUUCUUCAGUCGAAUUCGACGGCCGUCGCGUUUACGCUACAAGUGGAACAAUUAUUGGCAAGAAUUCAGCUGUCUAAAGCAAGAAUUCGUUAUACUAGCUUCUCGCCACAUGCAGUUUUAAUUAUAUUAUUUUGGAUGUUAUUGGAUGAGUAAAGCUUGUGUGAUUGUGAUUGCAAAAAAUAUAUCGAAACUGCCAAGAGACGAAUUAACGUUUUUAAAUUUUAAAUACUUAAAUAAGUGUGUAACCAGCUUUACUAUCUCCUUAUUUUUAUCCUAAGGUGAGGCUCAACCUUAAUAGGUUAUACUUAACAGUAAAAAAAUAUUUAAACAAAUUAAACAUAAAGACCCGUAGCUUCGCAUCUAAAGAGCCGCAUGUGGCUCGCGAACCGCGACCCCUACCCUAAGACUAUGUUCAUACCAAACGUAUUCUCAACUAGGUUCACUGUGAGCUCCGAUGUGUAUGUAAAACUAUACUUUGGCCAUUUUUCCACACCAAUUCGAAAUUUUUUAAACACUACAAACCAUUGUACGCCGCCGGAUCGCAGUCACGUGUUGAUGCGUUUGGUUUGAAUGCGAUUUUAAUUAAUUAGUUUGUAAGAUCUCUAUACAAGUCUAUAAUACACCUCGCUACAUCAGGUACAAAGCGUGCCUUCUAGUGUAUCCUGAUACUUCUAAUGAGGGUAUUUAAUAUAAGUAAUGUAAAUAGUAUUUUAACGUGUAGGUUCUCUAGAAAUGUCACAAACAUCAUGCGUUUACCUCUUCACACUCUUAUGAUUGUUGUGUAGUUACACAAAAAUAAUAGCAUUUCUUUGCUCUUUGUUGUGUCAUUUUA
Molecule: messenger RNA, 3773 nt
Organism: Papilio machaon (common yellow swallowtail)
Lineage: Eukaryota; Metazoa; Arthropoda; Insecta; Lepidoptera; Papilionidae
Gene: Fas2
Product: fasciclin-2
Exons: 16
Coding region: 409-3018 (869 amino acids)
Biological process (GO): synapse organization; homophilic cell-cell adhesion
Cellular component (GO): neuronal cell body; axon; plasma membrane
Molecular function (GO): protein binding; axon guidance receptor activity
Source: RefSeq, a predicted model, not a curated record